AUGAGUUCUCUGGAUCCCAUUCCUGACGAUCAUCGCCCACUCAAGCUGGCCAACCUCCUGUUCCUAACCUUGUGCUCAGCUCCAGACCAGUCACACCUUCUCACAGCUCCGAAGCUUCAGAGAUUGACAUAUUACUUCUGGGGAUUGAGGGAGUUUUACACUCGCCCGAUUGACUUCCAUGGAGAGCAGUGGCCUGAGCUCUUGCACCUCGAUCUCCUUCUAUAUCAUGAGCUCCGUGUCAAUUUCCAUGGAAGAUUCAUGUUAUGCAAGCUUACACUUCGCUAUCCUGCUGGCGUCGCCAGUAUAUGUUACCAGAUGGCGCUUCACCCAGGACUAUUCCCAGUACUGCAAGAGUUGUACCUGAUGAGCCCCCCUGAGUGGGACAUAUUAUGCAUCAUGCUGGAGAAGCGACUUGUGGCUCGAACCAAGGGAGUGAAAGGGCUUACAAGACUCUACGUCGGAUAUGUCGCACCUGAUAUCCGACAUUUCAUACAGACUAUACUCAACGGACAGAUUUCCGAACGAGGAUCCAACUACGAGUUGUCUUUUUUGCGGAUUUCCGAGAGCUUGUGCGAUAACACGAUGUAA
Messenger RNA from Serendipita indica DSM 11827, 588 nucleotides. The record is from the annotation of a GenBank genome assembly. NCBI's taxonomy places the organism in Eukaryota, Fungi, Basidiomycota, Agaricomycetes, Sebacinales, Serendipitaceae.